GUUGUGCCUUCUUGAUAUUGACUAGUGAAACAGAUUUAAAAACAAAAUUCCUACGAUCCUGGAUUUACGUAUUAAACCUCACGACGUAUUAAACCAAAAGAAACACGUAAAUGUUUGUCUAAAAUCUCUAUAUAUUUUUUAAAAGAAGAGCCAAACAGAUAGAUAAAAAAAUUCAAGGAUUCUUUUAAAUUGUCGCCUCUAGUUGGGACGGAGCUAUUGAAACACUAAUGCGACAUCUAGCUUUAGGUUAGACCUCCUUUUCAACUGAGGGCUGACUAGAGUGCUGGGCACUUUUGAACGUCUCUUCCUUUACCUUUCAUCCUUGGAAAUCGGUCGGAUUGAUUUUCUCCUCCUAGGAUACGGAAUUUAUUUGAAAAUUGAAAAUGGCAGAUACAACACUCUACGAGAUCCUAGGCGUUUCUCCCAGCGCUUCCAACAAUGACAUUAAAAAGGCAUAUAGAAGAUUAGCCAAAGAGUAUCACCCAGACAAGAACCCUGAAGCUGGCGAUAAAUUCAAGGAGAUAUCUUUUGCAUAUGAGAUCCUUUCAGAUGAAAAAAAACGAGAAACCUACGACCGGUUUGGUCUUGAAGCAUUGCAGAAUGGAACACAUGAAGGCUUUAUGAACCAGGACUCUCUGUUUUCAACUUUCAUCAGUGGACUCUUUGCACAAAAACGAGGCCCAAGGAAAUGUGAAGAUACUGUUCACCCUCUAAGAGUAACUUUGGAAGAUUUAUACAAUGGAAGAGUUGCAAAAUUGCAAGUGAAACGUAGCAAAACAUGCGGCUCUUGUGAUGGGAAAGGGACCACAAAGGCGGGAUCUAUAAAACCUUGCAGCAGUUGCCAAGGAAAAGGAUUUAAGGUCUCUUAUCAUCCAUUGGCUGGCAGUAGAAUGGCCAAAGAGAUCAGGACAAUGUGUAGUAAUUGUGAUGGUGAAAGAACUGUCAUUAGCGAUAAGGACAAAUGCACAGCCUGCAAUGGAAAGCGACUUGUCAACACGGCAAAAAUCAUCGAAGUACAUGUCGAGAAAGGAAUGAAGAACGGUGACAAGAUAACAUUUGAAGGCCAAGGCGACCAGACACCUGGAAACAUAGCCGGAGACGUCAUAAUUAUUCUUCAAGAGCAGCCCCAUAAAAGUAUGAAAAGGAUUCAUAAUGAUUUAUUUAUUAAUCAUGACAUCGGCAUCACUGAAGCACUCUGCGGUUUCACAUUUUGUAUUAAACACUUAGAUGGCCGGGAUCUUGUUUUAACAAGUAAACCUGGCGAAAUUGUUAACCCAGAAAGCAUAAAAGGUAUUGUCGGAGAAGGAAUGCCGAUACACGGAGUUCCGUACGAAAAUGGGAACUUGUAUAUUGUGUUUAAAAUUAAUUUCCCUCCGAGCCAUUUUGGAACAGAAGAAGAUUAUGCAAAAAUCUCCUCUAUACUUCCAAGACCGGCAUCACCUGAAGCAGUUCCUAAAGAUUAUGAAGAUGUUUGUCUUGUAGAUUAUAUCGAGGACCAUAAGUCUUCAAGGCGGGCUUCUGGUUCUGGAGAGGUGUACGAUGAAGACGAUUCAUCACCACAAAUGGGAUUUUCACGUGGCAGUGGUAUAGCAUGUCCUUCACAGUAAGUCUUAUGGUUCAAUCAUCGAACCUAUAGAUAGGAUGAGUUUUAAUUAUUUGAAUGGAUAGAUUUGAUAUAGACGAAAGGACAGCUUUAUACUUGUGUUUUCAACAUUGUAUCAAAUUAUUUUUAACAAAAUUAUUUUGCCAAAUAUUACAAUUUAAAAAAAUAUAAUGAUUUCAAAUCAAUGGUAUUAUUAAUUAUGUUUGGGAUAACAUCAAUGUAGUCCAGCAGUAUAUUGGCAAUUUAACCACUUACGUAAUUAACACUGAAAUGACACUCAAGAAAAAAUUAUUUUGGCAAAUAUUACAAUUUUUUAAAAAUUAAUUUAAUAAAAAUAUUAUAGUGAUUUCAAAUCAGUAGUAUUAUUAAUUAUAUUUGGGAUAACAUCAAUGUAGUCCAGCAGUAUAUUGGCAAUUUAACCACUUAUGUAAUUAAAACUGAAAUGACACUCAAGAAAAUAAAUUAGGUUUUGUUCACAAAAUGACUCAAAAUCCCCUAAGAAAAAAAAGAAAUAAACUAGGCAGGCCUGAUUAGGAAAAA
This is a messenger RNA of Cimex lectularius (bed bug), 2143 nucleotides long. RefSeq names its product dnaJ homolog subfamily A member 2-like. NCBI's taxonomy places the organism in Eukaryota, Metazoa, Arthropoda, Insecta, Hemiptera, Cimicidae. The transcript has 9 exons. Gene Ontology annotation, cellular component: cytoplasm; cytosol. Gene Ontology annotation, molecular function: Hsp70 protein binding. Gene Ontology annotation, biological process: protein refolding. The record is from RefSeq and is a predicted model, not a curated record. Bases 384 to 1607 code for a protein of 407 amino acids.